This is a messenger RNA of Chaetomium fimeti, 753 nucleotides long. Its product is annotated as calmodulin. The record is from RefSeq and is a predicted model, not a curated record. Gene Ontology annotation, molecular function: enzyme regulator activity; calcium ion binding. The transcript is spliced from 7 exons. Gene Ontology annotation, cellular component: central plaque of spindle pole body. The coding region runs from base 273 to 722 and encodes 149 amino acids. Lineage: Eukaryota; Fungi; Ascomycota; Sordariomycetes; Sordariales; Chaetomiaceae. Gene Ontology annotation, biological process: spindle pole body organization.
AGGCAGCAACGCAAGCUGAGAGCUGACAGGACCAGCUUGUGGGAGACCCUGCAAGCCGUCUCCCCCAGGGCCCUCUUUUGGGAGGAGUGUGUGCCCCGCAUCUCCUUCUUGAAAUCUCCAGGUUGCCCGCGUCUCGUCAUUUAAACACUCCAACCCAGUUCAGCAACACCGCUGCCCAACCCAUUUACAUCUGCCCUUCUGCGAAGAUCCGCAGCCGGACCGCGAUCGACUUCUUUCGUUUACCCAAAUCCGAUACCCAGCAUCCCAUCAAUAUGGCGGACUCUCUUACCGAAGAGCAGGUCUCUGAGUUUAAGGAGGCUUUCUCCCUUUUUGACAAGGACGGCGAUGGACAAAUCACAACCAAGGAGCUAGGCACCGUCAUGCGCUCGCUCGGCCAAAACCCUUCGGAGUCUGAGCUGCAGGAUAUGAUCAACGAGGUGGACGCCGACAACAAUGGCACCAUUGACUUCCCCGAGUUCCUCACAAUGAUGGCGAGGAAGAUGAAGGACACCGACUCGGAGGAAGAGAUCCGUGAGGCGUUUAAGGUCUUCGACCGCGACAACAACGGCUUCAUCUCAGCGGCCGAGCUGCGCCACGUCAUGACCUCGAUCGGUGAGAAGCUCACUGACGAUGAGGUCGACGAAAUGAUCCGCGAGGCCGACCAGGACGGCGACGGGCGUAUCGACUACAACGAGUUUGUGCAGCUCAUGAUGCAGAAGUAACCGUUUCACCAAACCCAGCAGAACAACGCUC